AUUUCAUGCUGACGACCAGUAACGGCUACUUCUUCACGUUGUUUCUCUCCUUGGUAGACGGAAUCGCGCAGUAAAACAACACGCAGAGAUAAAGGCUUGACGGAAAUAUAUCAGUCGGAAUGGGUCGACGAGGCUCGAGAUCGCCUGUAAGGAAGCGUAGCCGUCGAUCUCCCACUCCGACCCGGUCCAAAUCGCGAUCUCUCUCGCGGUCUCCUCCUCCUCGCUCCUCGUUGGCUCGCAAGGAUCGGAGGGACGAUCGGAGAGAGGACAGGAGGGACGACCGGAGGGAGGAACGGAAGGAGGACCGGAGACAGGAAAAGAGGGUGGAUCGACGAGAUGACAGAAGGGACGAUCGAAGGAACCGUCGAAGCCGGAGCCGAUCGCCUGUUGGCAGGUUGGAACCCUGACAUGCCUUCUCACGCUAACGAAUCGUGGAUCGCACAUGCUUGGCACUCCUUAUCGCCAGGCGAAUAUUACUUACUGGAGGAUGCUAUUAUUGGACGAUUUUCUUGCAGAGAGCAUUAAUACCUUAUCUGUUUCCGUGCACAUGCUCACUCUGUGUUGACCGUACACUUUCGGCCUCUCUACCAGCUUCUCCAGGACUCGAUACAAGACGUUUUUCUCCGCGUUGUUAUCACCCCGUGUCGGGUGCUAUCUCUCAACCUACCCAGCAUGAACCCCAGUAUGAUACUCGUUAUAAUGGUCCCCGCUAUCCGCUAGGGUCCGCGCCUGGCCAUUACUUGAACGGUGCAGACCCCCACCCCUCUGCAGCUCGCCUGUAAGAGACGUUAUUACAGGCGCCUCAAAACCCUUCUGGCGCCGCGUCCCUGUAAGAGCAAAUCUCUUUCCGUCGCCGGCCUCCUGCCACCUUCAAGGGCUGUUUUUCCAUGCAGCACGAAGCCACCCUCCUGUCAUCGUACGCCUUCGGACGGUACUUAGUGCUCCACUCAUCCUCCUCUCAACUUCUUUCCACCCUGUGCUCCCCUUUCCCAUCUUCCUCCUCCAUCACCUUAAGCUGGGCCACUUUUAGUUAAGUGCCAUGCUAGCACAUAAGAGACCCCCAUUCCCACCGUAUCCGCACUAACAUUUCGUCCUACCACCCACCCCCAUUCUUCCUCUCGUCCCCUCUCUCGCCCGUGCUCUCGCUGCGCUCCCAACGCUUCGCGCCCAUCCUGCUGCGGGUGCUGCGAUUUCCGUGAUUUUCGCACACCUUGGAAACAUCCUCGUUGCUGAUUGGCCAGAGGACGGCGCAGCAGAUCCCCCUCCCCCCGCCGCCGCGACAAGGGGCGGGAAGGGGGGAAGAGGGGGGGAGAUGAGCGGAAGCUGGAGGGCGGGCGGAAGGGGGAUAGCGGGCGCAGGAGCAGCCGUCGGGAAUUGAGUCGCAGUCGCUCGCGCUCCCCCGCCCCGCGCAGGCGCUCCCGCUCCCCCUCCCCUUCCCGCCGUUCCCCGUCCCGCGCGCGGAAAGAAAACGCGCGGAAGGACGAUCCGCGGAAGGAUGAUGCGCGGAAGCGGACUAAUCUGAGUGGCGAAGGGGGGAGGGACGGGAAGGGAGCAGGAAAUGACAAGGAAACUACCAAAGGGGGAGUGAGGAAGGAGGAAGAACGGAAGAAAGUCGAUUCUAGCUGUAAAGUGGCGGAGGAAGAUGCGGAGGAGGAGGAGAGAGUUAAGGGGGCUGAGAUGGAGGCACGGAGAGCCAAGGAGGAAGCCGAGAGGGCCGAGAGAAAGAGGUUACGGGAGGAAGCAAUGGAGAAGCUUAUAACGGAGGAGACAACCAGGAGGCUGGAAGAGGCGAUUCGGGAGCGAGUGGAGCAAGAACUUACCUCAGAGGAGAUUAAGAAGGAAAUGGCGGCUCUGAUUGAGGAAGGCCGGCGGAAACUUCCGGGGGAGGUGGCGAGAGUGUUAGAGGAGGAAAAGGAGGCAGUUGAAGAGGAGAAGAGGAGGCAAGAGGAGGAGAAGCAGAAGGAAGCAGAGCAGCAGCUGCAGGUGCUGCAGCAGAAGCAAAGAGAAGCGGAAGAAGCAGAGAGGGAGAGGUUAGAGGAGCAGGCGAGGGAGCAGGAGAGGAGGUAUCGGGAGCUGGAGGAGCGGCAGCGGCUGAGAGAUGAGGCAAAGAGGAAGAAGAAAGAGGAGGAGGAGAAGACAAAGAAGGAGCAGAUGAAGAUCUUAGGGAAGAAGAACGCUCGGCCGAAGCUGGCGUUCAGCUUGGGAGGGAAGUGAUUAGAUAUGAGAUGAAUUCUAGCGAUGAGUUUCUUUCUACUGCCACGGAGGCAGCAGAGGGAGAGAGGCAUGCAGAGGAGGCAGAGGAAGCAGAGUGCGAGAGGCAGCAGCUUGAGGAGCGGACGAGGGAGCAGGAGAGGAGGAGAAGGCACGAGCCGAAGCUGGCGUCCAGCUUGGGAGGAAAGUGAUCAGUGGUGAGUUUCUUUCUACUGCCGCAGAGGCAGAGGAGGGAGAGGGGCGUCCAGAGGAGGCAGAGGAGGGGCAGAGUGAGAGGGGCAGCAGCGUGAGGGGCGGGUGAGGGAGCAGGAGAGAAGGUGUCAGGAAUUGGAGGAGCGGUAGAGGCAGCGGCAGAGGGAUGACGCCAAGUGGAGGGAGAGCGAGGAGAAGUUGAAGAAGGAGCAGACGAAGAUCCCAGGGAAGAAGAACGCCCGGCCGAAGCUGGCGUCCAGCCUUGGUGGGAAUUAAAUAGAGGUUUCUAGUGUGGGAUGGGGUGUCAUGUCAUGGUGUGGCUUCAAGUCACGGCAUGGUUGGUUGGUUGGUACGUGUGUGGAGUGGAUGAUUCUUUGGGUUGUUGGAACGUGGAACGCUCUGACCUGACAUAUUUCGUUCCCCUUGGUCCGCUGCAGCAGUGGCAUGUCGUGGCCUCGCAUAGCAGUGGUAGCAGUUCCACCGAGGUCCACCAUUGCCAAAUAAGGGCCUCCUUGCUCUGGUCCUUGGGAGCCACACUGUUCCCAACUGCAGCUUAGCAGGAAGAAAAUCACUAGGAAGAGUAUUCGUCAGGCCUAGCAGCCAAGAAGGAAGUGUAUAUCGGCAGGCAGGGC
This is a messenger RNA of Closterium sp. NIES-67, 3035 nucleotides long. The record is from the annotation of a GenBank genome assembly. Lineage: Eukaryota; Viridiplantae; Streptophyta; Zygnematophyceae; Desmidiales; Closteriaceae.